Messenger RNA from Drosophila busckii, 2003 nucleotides. It is a transcript of the gene TkR99D, whose product is annotated as tachykinin-like peptides receptor 99D. The record is from RefSeq and is a predicted model, not a curated record. The transcript is spliced from 11 exons. Gene Ontology annotation, biological process: G protein-coupled receptor signaling pathway. Gene Ontology annotation, molecular function: tachykinin receptor activity. Bases 408 to 2003 code for a protein of 531 amino acids. Lineage: Eukaryota; Metazoa; Arthropoda; Insecta; Diptera; Drosophilidae. Gene Ontology annotation, cellular component: plasma membrane.
CUGGCAGUUCGACGGCAAACUCGCGCGCGAACAGUUCACCAAAUAUACAAGACGCAGCUCGAUGCUGCAAUUCGAAAGUUGAAAAAUUCUAUUUAAAAACGCAACAUGAAAUUGCCGGCGGCACUACAAUUUCUAUACCGGAAUUAAAUUGGCACAAUGAAUUGAGAAUUGAUUUGUGUUUGUGCCAUAAAAAAAACAAAAAGAAAAAGAUUACAAAUAUUGAACAAAAAUAGAGCUGCGUGUGAAAGGCACACAAGCAAACAAAUGGAAAUCAAAUAAGACAAGCAACAAAAAGGACACGCCACAUUAGUCAACAAGAAAGGGACAAACGGCAACACAGGAAACCAAAAGAGCACAAGAGCGCCCAAGCAACAGCAGCAGCAAAAGCAGCAGCAACAACAAUCGAGAUGUAUAGCAACGAUGAGCUGCUGGACAAUGUGAAUGAUAAUGGUGAUGGCGAUAGCGAUAGCAACGCCUAUGGCUGGAGCAACUGGACCACUUAUGCGCCCGCAUUGCUCUACAAUGCCAUGAGCAGUGCUCUGAUGGCGACUGAGGCCAAUCAAACGCCGCCAACUGAAUUUGGCUUGGAGCCCACAAUGGCCUACAAUCUGAGUCGCAUUUUGCCCACUGGCGUCACUGGACUAGCAACUUUGCCAGCUGGGGGCGGCAUUAGUCACGAGGAUGGCGACGCGGAAGAAGCGUCAUUUGCCUUUGCCAUGCCCUUGUGGCGUCAGGUGCUCUGGAGCAUUCUAUUUGGUGGCAUGGCCAUUGUUGCAACUGGUGGCAAUCUAAUUGUUGUCUGGAUUGUGCUGACCACCAAGCGGAUGCGCACAGUGACGAACUAUUUUAUAGUGAACCUCUCGAUUGCGGAUGCCAUGGUCUCCAGCUUGAACGUUACCUUCAAUUACUAUUAUAUGCUGGAUAACGACUGGCUCUUUGGCGAGCUCUACUGCAAAAUAUCACAAUUCAUUGCAAUGCUCAGCAUAUGUGCCUCGGUCUUCACACUAAUGGCUAUAUCCAUAGACAGAUACGUGGCCAUUAUGAAGCCACUGCAGCCAAGAAUGAGCAAGAGGCGCAAUUUGGCUAUCGCGGCGGUCAUCUGGUUGGCAUCCACGCUUUUAUCCUGUCCCAUGUGGAUCUUCUUUAAAACCGACGAAGUACCCGAGACGCUGGAGACUAAUUCGCGUGUCGUGUGCUUUGCUGAGUGGCCCGAUGGCCCAACCAAUCACUCCAAGCAGGAGCAUUUCUACAACAUACUCAUCUUUAUACUCACCUACUUUCUGCCCAUCAUCUCGAUGACGGUGACCUAUUCACGCGUGGGCAUUGAGCUCUGGGGCUCCAAGACAAUUGGGGAGUACACGCCGCGCCAAGUGGAGAAUGUGCGCAGCAAGCGUCGGGUGGUCAAAAUGAUGAUUGUGGUUGUGCUCAUAUUCGGAUUCUGUUGGCUGCCAUUUCACGCCUACUUCAUUGUCACAUCCUGCUACCCGAGCCUGACUGAGGCGCCCUACAUCCAGGAGGUUUACUUGGUUAUCUACUGGCUGGCCAUGAGCAACUCCAUGUACAAUCCCAUUAUUUACUGUUGGAUGAAUUCGCGUUUUCGUUAUGGCUUCAAGAUGGUAUUUCGCUGGUGUCCCUUUGUGCAUGUGGAGACGCUUAACCGACGGGACAAUAUGACAUCGCGUUACUCCUGCUCGGGCUCGCCGGAUCACAAUCGCAUCAAACGAAAUGACACCCAAAAGUCCAUACUUUACGGCUGCCCUAGCUCACCCAAGGCCCAUCGAGUGGCACACGCUGUUAUGCUGCGGAACUCAAUGCCGCUGAUGCGUGAGACGCCAACGUCGGCGCUGCGUCACUCGGUGCCAGCGCAGCAUUUGGGAAGCAGCAGCCGCAGCAGCGGUAGAGGCAAUCUUAGGGUAGCCUAUCAGCAGGAGCUGCAGGAACGCAGCUCGCUUAGUCUAAGCACGACAUCGGAAGGUCCACGCACCUCGCAUCUGCACUCUUGA